UUGAGUAACGGGUGCCAGAAUUGUCCCCUCGGAGAAGCAACGCUGAUAUACGUUUGAUAUGAAUUUCCAAGUUGAUCGAAUUUUACGGUCCGACAUCCGCGAAUCUUCAUGCAAAUUGGUCUUGGGCUUUGACAUUGACAAGAUCAUCCGUUUCGUACCCUUUUGUACCUCUAUGGUAUAGGCGCGUGCCGAUUUGGCCUUCCUUUUCUUCGCUCAUCCCCUCGACAUGUUCUUUCGCAAACUGUCCAGAGCAAUUAGUUUCAAACCCAAGGUGUCCUCUCGAGCCAGCCGUCGCGGUAGUGCAAAGCCUGGCCAUCUCCAGGUUGCCGUAGGGCAGCUGUUUGAGGGACGAUACACGAUAAUAGGCAAGCUUGGGCAGGGGAACUACGCGACAGUAUGGCUAGCGCGAGACGACGCUGCUAAAACAGAGUCCACGAAACAGGUCGCGAUAAAAAUCCUCACCGCAGAAUGUACUACCGGGCCAGAGUCACUAGACGAGCUGGGAAGCUUCUUGUCCGCUCGUUCCCAUGGGAAUUCUGGUGAUGGAAACGACCGUGUCGUCAAACUCUUGGGCUACUUCCACUACCAUGGGCACGCUUGCUUGGUCUUGGAACUGCUAGGAGAGAGCGUCGAUGAUAUUAGGGGAAUAAUAGGGUCGCGGCGCCUGCCUGCUCAGGUUGUGAAAAAGCUUUGCAGGGAUAUGCUGCUUGCGCUAGACUACCUCCAUAACUCUGGGGUUAUUCACACCGGCGAGUAUUCGCGACCAACCCCUCCCAAGGAUGAGCUGGAAAGACCGUUCCCUACUGAAACCGUCCAUCACGGUUUGAUCCAACCGGCUGAAUUGCGGGCUCCCGAGGUCAUUAUUGAAGCCUCAUGGGACGAGAAGGUGGACAUAUGGAACAUGGGGUGUUUGGCUUACGAAUUCGUUACCGGCGGACGCCUAUUCAAUCCUGACUACCAGACCGUGGAACGAGGCAUCGAACCGGCGGAGGCGCAUCUAGUACAGAUCGUAGAACAGAUCGGGGACUUUGAUGAGGAUCUUAUAAGACGCGGCAUAUAUGGGGAGAAGUAUUUUGAUUUUACGGGCGACUUAAGAUGCAACGCGACGCUUUGUCGGACCACUAUGGAGGAGAUCAUGGUCAAGGUACAGAAAAAGUUGGGCGUCAUGGACCUGGCAGAGCUCACAGUAUUUUGUGAUUUUCUGCGGACGAUGCUAAGGAUCAGACCCGAGGAGAGGUGGCCACCGUCGCUGAUUCUCGAGCAUCACUGGCUUGACGUAGAUUGAUCUGGUGCGCGCAUGUACCAUCUGGGCACGAGCCCAUCUUAUACCCCUUCCGUCGUGCGGGAAAGGAUUUUACGAGCUUCAUUUUAGCGAGAAAUUUGUAUCACCAUGCGAGCUUCGUGUCGGUCGAGGCCUUACGAGAUCAUUUCAGCCCUGUGCAGUAUAACCAUGUAGAGAAAUAACGCUCCGGAUGAUUUGUUGUGGGAGUUUCGCUGAUUCGACGCGUCGGCUUCGGUGGUAUAUGGCUGUCUAUCACGCAGGUACUAUUCCUGGGAACUUUAAUCACCGUGUCGCACAACUCAAUACGAUGGUGGUAACUUAGUGGUAGCAUAAUAUAUGGCCAAGGGGAUGGUAUACAUCAUAAUCAAGGAGGCUCUAGUGCCUCUAAAUCAUUUGUUGCCUUGCCCGACCA
Molecule: messenger RNA, 1694 nt
Organism: Desarmillaria tabescens
Lineage: Eukaryota; Fungi; Basidiomycota; Agaricomycetes; Agaricales; Physalacriaceae
Product: kinase-like domain-containing protein
Exons: 6
Coding region: 227-1285 (352 amino acids)
Biological process (GO): protein phosphorylation
Molecular function (GO): ATP binding; protein kinase activity
Source: RefSeq, a predicted model, not a curated record